AUGGCGUUAUUGUUUCAUCAAUUGCGAUUGCCGGCGUUUCUGCACACGCAGAUUGCGUCGAUUUUGGAGGGUUCGGCGCGAGUUGACUUGGUCCAGCGCGUGGAGCAGGACCUGCGGCGAGACGUGGUGCAGUUGGUGAGUCUGGGCCGGCAGUGGACGCGGCAUCUGGGCAAGCACUUGCUGAGCAAGAUCCACCGCGUGCACUUCGGGCUGCUGCCGGACGCAGGUGCGGCGGUGUCUUUCGCGGCUGCUCGUGAGUAUCUGGCUGUGCCCUUUGUGGGAAAGGACACGCCCAGCGACAACAGCGAGUUCGCUAAUGUCGACUGUCUCAUCGGCUUCACCAUCGUCAGCUACCGCCUCAGCGGCAUGCGCCCGCUCGACGUCGACCUCUGCCUCCUCAACCUCCAGGCACAACUUAAACUCGAACAGACGCGUCAGGGCCCGCGCGGCCCCGACGACGACGUCCUCCCCGCCAUGCUCACCUAUGUCCAGCGCGGAGAACGCGGGCACGGAGAAGACCGGAGAGGCGGAGAAGACCGGAGAGGCGGAGAAGACCGGGGGGCGGAGAAGACCGGGGGGGCGGAGAAGACCUGGGGGGCGGAGAAGACCGGGGGGGCGGAGAAGACCGGGGGGGCGGAGACCGAGCGCCAAGAGGAGUGGUACGAGGAGAUUGUGAGUGUGCUGCCGCUGGAUGUGAUUGACCCGGCGGACGCGUCGCAUGUGGCGCCGAUUCGGGCGUUGAUAAAGUUCUCCCCGGCGGCGUGUUGUUACUUUUUGAGUCAGAUUGUGUUUCCGGGUACCUUGAGGACUGCGCCGCAUCAAUUGGUGGCGAGUGGACACCAUCUGGCGUCGAACACGAUAUUCGGUGCGAAGAUCGGUUUUUCGGGUACGCCGAAUAGUUUGUUGCCCCCGGAGUUGGGUGCAUGCCAGUUCGAGGCAGGUGCGGAUGGACAGAUGUUCUCUAUGUUGCUGUCGCCAACGGUUUCAGAUGUGGAAGUGUUGCCGGAUGCGUGGUCGCCGGCGGAGAUUUUGCGUCGUUGCGGACAGGGUCGGGUUCACGCCUUGAUUGACGUGGGAGCGUUGGUGACAGGUUAUAGCAAUGCGGAGGCUGCGGAGGUGUUGCUGGGUACGUUACCGUCUCGUUUUGUGGGUGUGUGUUUCUUUGGGCGCGGCGAUGAGCGUACAUUGUUAUUGCGGCAAAGCUCGGCCGGUGGUCGUGCGACCGUGUCUAUUGAGUCGACUGACAUUACGCCUAAUCGGCGGUUUACGUUUUAUGACCAGACGCACGCGGUUGGUCAGGAUGUGCAUCAGGACCCGAUGGCGGUUGCGUAUUUGACGGUGGGCAAGGACAGCCAAUUCCGGGACGUGGCGCAGGGUGCUUGGAGGCUCCGGCAGUUGGGUCGCGGACAGAAGGUGGUGUUGCUUGUCCCCCCGCAGAUAAUGCGGCGUGCGGAGAAGAAACGUUUGCUCUGGGCAGGUGCUGGCUCGCCGUUGCAGAAGGUUGUGAAUUGGACGUUACACAAUUCGGUCGCGCACUUUCGCGCACUCAAAAUGCUCAGCGCCAAACAGAGUGCCGAACAUCUCGUGGGCAGCCUCUUCGUGACACCAUUGUUGCACGCGCGCUGCAGCGAAUUGCUACAGGGCCCGCCAAGGGGACUGGAGAGCAUCAUCGGCCGUCUACUGGUGGAGGGCAACCGCAACGAGAUUGCGGCCUCUCUCGUGCCGCAACACCUCACGUGGCUGGCGAGUUCGCGCAUGGUCGUGCACAACGGACGCGCGCUCAUGGACUGCCCCUUCGUGCGCAGCAACAACGCUCACGCCGGGCGCAAAUGGGAACUGAUCGAGCGUGAAAUCGCCGUGCUCGAAGCGCGCUCCGCCGCCUUCAAUGAGAGGCGCCGGGCGCCGACGAGUACGGAGGGGGCGAGUACGGAGGGCGCGGGUGAGAAGGUGUUUGCGGAGGCGCUGGAGUACUUCGACGACGACGAGAGCAGCGACCUGACGGACGAGGACGCGGAGUUCGUGGAGUUGGAGGCGGAGGUGGAGGCGGAGGCGGAGGAGGAGCUGGAGGAGGAGGAGGAGCAGGAAGAGGAGAUUGAGCAGGAGGAGGAGCACCAGGUGGUGAACGCAGACAGCCGGCUGCAGACGAACGUGCGCUACAGCAGGCUGAAGGAGGAAGACUUCCGCUGGGACCUGCGGACGCUGAGUCGCUGGGUCGCGGUGCAGGUCGCGGACCCGCGGAGUGCGGCGCCGGCGUUUCUACAGGCGCGGGCGGCGUUCCGGCCGUUGUCGGAAUGCGGUGUGUUUCUUAAGGCGGGUGGAGUGCUGAAGUUGGGCUUUCCGGAGGGUAUGUGGUGUACGCGGAACUUCCACGCAUUGGAGGCGGACGCGAGUACGCGACGGUUGCGGUCGGCGCUUUUCUUCCUGGAGGUGGGUUUCCGGCCGGCGGAGGCAGUGGCCGGAGAGGCUGGAGGGCAGGAGGCUGCCCGGAGGUUGGAGGAGAAGAACAAUCAACACAUGGUUGCCGUCCAGUUGCUCUUCCUGCACCUGAAGGAGUCGCAGGCCUCGCAGACGGUGAGCGAGCAGUCCGUGUGGUCGCUCAUGUACCUCCUGGGCAUCACCGAUGACUGCAAUGGUCCGCGUCUCACGGACGACAGUUGUGAAAGCCAGCUGUACCUCAACUGUAUUCAGAAGGUUGCUCGCGCCCACCACACCGGUCAGCCCAAACGAUGGACGGCCGCGGAGCUCGUCAACUUCCUCUUUGCCGAGUUCAGCAUUAACGAACUCCUCGGCGGCAAGGCCGUCGACCAACUGCCCCAGUCCUCCGUCUUCGGCGUCAACCGGAAACACCUCGUCCUGCUCCUCAGCAUCAGAGAAGCUGAAAUAAUCAGAGCAACCCUCCACAAGGCCAGCCACUCCCCGCAAAUCAUGGAGAAACUCUACGGAUUCAGGCUGUGCCUCCGCUCUACCAUCGAUCAGAACCGCGUCCUGGACGUGCCUAACAUGGCCCUAACUGACGACAAACUCAGUCUACAACGAGCAAUUUAUUUCAACGCCAUAAGACUGCUCAAUGGCCAAAUCAAUUUCAAGGGGCGGGAGUUGCCCCUGAUUCAGCAAUUUACCAAGACUGCAGACGAGGGUGUGUUGGUUGCGUGGUUGCAAGAGAACGGGGCGCGGAGGCGACGCGUGGCGUUGGCGGAAAGUGCGUUGUCAGUGUUUAAGCGGCCGGAAGGUGGAGUCCUGGCGCGUCGGCCGGGGGUCACCCCUCAGGACAGCGGCCGUGCAGGCAUUGCAGUGGUGGCUAAAUUGCUACGGGCCGUGGCGCAGAACCGGAUGUUGUCGGCGCAGGGCGUGCUGCGCGAGUUGAGGACGCUGCAGAACCGCGCCACGGCCAGUCUCACACGGCGGUCGGCUGUCGAUGGCGAGGAUGAGGACCCUGCUUCCCCCACCGUCACCAUCGGCACCCUCAUGGUAUGGAUGAAGCUCAACGGCGUCGAAUACAUCGACACCACCGACAUCCAGGGCAUCGCCAUCGCUUUGAAUACUCACUUCAACGGCACCUGUGUGCACGAAGCUGGCCUCGGCAAAUUGCUGAACUGA
Gregarina niphandrodes is the source of this 3597-nucleotide messenger RNA. RefSeq lists its product as hypothetical. Gene Ontology annotation, biological process: protein deubiquitination involved in ubiquitin-dependent protein catabolic process. The record is from RefSeq and is a predicted model, not a curated record. NCBI's taxonomy places the organism in Eukaryota, Apicomplexa, Conoidasida, Eugregarinorida, Gregarinidae. Gene Ontology annotation, cellular component: cytoplasm; nucleus. Gene Ontology annotation, molecular function: K63-linked polyubiquitin modification-dependent protein binding; cysteine-type deubiquitinase activity. The transcript is spliced from 3 exons. The coding region runs from base 1 to 3597 and encodes 1198 amino acids.